GCUUCACCCUCUCGCAACAACUUGUUAUAUUCUGGGUUUUUUUCACUUUCUCUAAAACCUCUUUUAGUGUUAUAGUUUUCUAAGCCAUUUUUUUAUAAUCAAGAACUGGCUAACACAAAGGAUAGCAUUCUGGAGGAAACCAACAAGAACCAACAAGUGGUUCUCGUCCUCUAUGAGGCCAUAAACACUCGAGACGUCCAAACCGUUCAUCAAAUCCUUGCCCCUGACCUUGAAUGGUGGUUCCAUGGUCCUCCAGCCCACCAGUUUAUGAUGCGCCUCCUCACGGGAGCUUCAUCGGACCAAACUUUCAUUUUCGACGUUGACCCUCUUUCGGUCACCACUUUUGGGUCCACCGUCAUCGUUGAAGGCUGUGAUCAUAAACGUUCAAUCUCUUGGGUUCAUGCUUGGACUGUAAGUACUGAUGGGAUAAUAACAGAAGUGAGAGAGUAUUUCAAUACUUCUCUCACUGUUACUCGUCUUGUGAACUCUAGCCAAACACCACCAUUCAACUACAACUCAUCAUCGUCAUCGUCAUCACCGUCGCCGUCCUCUGGUUCUUCAUCAACGGCUGAGAUUACUCCUGUGCAUUGCUUUUCCGUUUGGGAGAGCAGCUUUUCCAAUAGAGUUGGGAAGUCUGUGCCGGGUCUUGUCCUGGCAAUUUAGUCAUUUCCUUAUCUCUUUCCAUGAUCAGGUGCAGCCGAAUGUAGGACAAUAUAAAAUAAAUAAAAAGAACUUGUUAUGAUCA
Gossypium raimondii (Peruvian cotton) is the source of this 745-nucleotide messenger RNA. RefSeq names its product wound-induced protein 1. The coding region runs from base 268 to 663 and encodes 131 amino acids. NCBI's taxonomy places the organism in Eukaryota, Viridiplantae, Streptophyta, Magnoliopsida, Malvales, Malvaceae. The transcript has a single exon. The record is from RefSeq and is a predicted model, not a curated record.